Molecule: messenger RNA, 1595 nt
Organism: Seriola dumerili (greater amberjack)
Lineage: Eukaryota; Metazoa; Chordata; Actinopteri; Carangiformes; Carangidae
Gene: siglec15l
Product: sialic acid-binding Ig-like lectin 15
Exons: 6
Coding region: 54-1043 (329 amino acids)
Biological process (GO): regulation of actin cytoskeleton organization; regulation of osteoclast development; regulation of bone resorption
Cellular component (GO): plasma membrane
Source: RefSeq, a predicted model, not a curated record
UUGAGGACUUGGCUUCUCUCGUUGGGUGUCACUUGUGUCCGAUCAGUCUGAGGAUGUGGCUAAAGACUCAGUCCUUCUUUCUGAUUCUGUCUGUGAUCGUCACAGGGUCUCUCUCAACGACUUGGGACAUGGUGGUCCCGCCAGUGGUCACUGUCUCCAGAGGAGAAGACGCCUUCCUCGACUGCUCCUUCACCCACCCCCGUCAGCAGCGGUAUUCAGGGGAGAUCACUGUGAAAUGGCUGGCCGGAGAACCAAAAGCUUCACCAUUCUUCAUCUGUUCAGUUAGAAACAACUCUAUGGAUGGACUUGGCAACUGUUCAGCUUCUGGAUUAAAACGUUCCCUGGCUGGAGACCCUCGACGGGGGGAACUGUCCCUCCUCAUCAGGAAGACACAGCUGAUGGAUAAUGGAAGAUACUUCUGCAGAGUGGAGCUGGAGGUCCAGAGGGAGGGUUACCAGAAAGAGACACAGCUUCAUGUGACAGCUGAACCUCAGAUCCUGAGUCUCUCUCUGGCGGAGACAUCCCCCGACUCAAACAGCGCCCCCCGGAGGCUGCAGUGUGAGGUGGAGGGACACCCACUGCCUAAGAUAGUCUGGCUGUCGGCCUCCAGGAAGCAGAUAGAGAACCGGGGGGAGUCCUCUUCGUCCAGCCUGUACCGACUGAUGAGCUCUGUGCUGUACCUGGAGGAGGAGGUGUUGACCUGCAGGGCGGAGAGCGAGCUGGGCUAUGCAGAGAGGACGUAUCCGCCCAGUGACACUCUGAUGAUAACACUGGUUGUGUGUGGACUCCUCCUCCUGCUGCUGCUCUCUGCAGGUGUCAUCAUCUACCACCUGAGGAACAGAGUGAAGAAUCAUGGACAGCGAGCCUGUGAUUCUCCAGCUGACAGCAACGCCGAGGAUAAGCUGGUCUAUUCAGCCAUCACCCUGAGCACGUCCACUUCCUGUGAGUCCCGUUCGCCUGGAGCGCCACCUGCUGAUGUCAUCGGCUCACGGCAACACGAGGAGACAGGUGUCGUGUACGCUGUUGUGAACAUCCGGUCCUGACUGAGGGAUGGACGAUAUCAGCCUGAUGUGAUGAAGAAUGAGGACAACAGCUGAUUCACACACAUUUAUAUUUUAUUCUUUAUCUUUCAGGAACAACAAACAACAUGUAAAAAUAAAUGAUGUGCUAUUUCCUGGAAUCUGCACAUAGUCUGUACAUAUGUUUAAGGUUCUGUUUCAUAUGUUUUAUUCUCUUGUUCUCAUGUGCGUCACUUAUGAUUGGUUGUUUAAUAAAGAGUAAUUUCUGUUACUGAUCUUUCUGUUCCUCUUAUAUUGUGAUAGUCUGAUUCUUGGAGGAAGUGUCAGAUGCUGUGGACAUUACCUGGUCAUUACCUGUAAGUAACGUCUCCACAUGUUGGAACCUCGUGCAGAAACAGACUGAAGUUAAGGUUUCAACUUUAAUCACCUUUUUGCCAGUUCAUCAUUACAAUGAUUUAAGGCACCUGAAUGCAUCAGUCUGUGUGUCCUGACUACGCUGCGUUCAGGUGCACAAUCAGAUGCUGAACACUGUUAUGACCUGUCGAACUCAGAUUUAUUCCUGUGGUGAUUUCAGAG